UGCCGGUCGUCACUUCCCUCUCUCAGUCAAGCAAUAGUGUUGUGUUCCUGCCUGCUCGCGGAAGGCGCCCGCUCGCGUUUGCAGCCUAGAACUACAUUUCAGACUUAGAUUAACUUGUCUCGGGCUAGAUUCUGAAAGUUUUCCCUCUGUCUACAUAAGACUGAUAUUACCGUAUCGAAAAUUUUCACUAAUAUAACGUCCCAUUACGAAACGAUCUCAAAAAAAAAAAAAAGAAGAAGAUUAGGACAUUCCCAAUUCGUCGACUCGAGACAAAAGAUUCAAACAUCGCCUUAAAGACUAAAAGAAAUCUGAAAUCCAAAGUUUUCUAAAAAAAAAAAAGGCUCUUCCUCCACUCCCUCCCCCCCGCCCAACACGCCACCAUGCCCCAGCCCGCCCACCUCCUGGUCGCCGCCCUCCUCCUCCUUCUCGCGCCCGCCUCCUCGUCUUCGAAGAAAGACCACUACCGCUUUCGCUCGGAUAUGCCCACAGAGGACCCCGAGUUCAACGGCGAAGACAACUAUUUCGGAAACAGCGUCACCCCCGCCUCUCGCUGCCGCCACAACUACCACGAGCGAACCGAAAACGCCAUUAAUCGACAGAUCAACUUGUUCCUUCACGUUGGAUAUGUGUAUAACAGCAUGGCACAUCACUUCGGGCGCUGCGACGUGGCUCUCCCGGGCUUCAACACUUUCUUCAAGCAAAUGGCUCAAGAACAGCGCGAGAAAUCAGAGUCGCUCAUGGCGUACCAGAACCUUCGAGGAGACUGGUCCCCCCGCAGGGAGGGCGGGGGGGGCCACGGGUGGGGCACUGGACUCGAAGCCAUGCACCACGCGCUCGAACUUGAGAAGAGCGUGAAUCAAGCACUGCUGGAGCUGCACAUGGUGGCACUGCAGCACGAGGACAUUCAUGCUGCCACUCUCAUCCAGACCAACUUCAUCAACCCACAGGUCGAAAAGAUCUUCACCAUCAGUCAGUACAUCACUAACCUGGAGCGAGUGGGUCCUGGUCUUGGCGAAUACAUGUUCGACAAACUUCCGCAGAAUUAACUGGUACAAAUUGCAACUAAAAUAGAUUAGAAGCGUUAGUGAUUGCACUAUGAAACUGCUGAGAAGAUUCUACUUUGAGAUCGGAUGCGUUUGUUGAUGUAUAUAACAUAUGUGUAUAUAUAUAUAUAUAUAUAU
Penaeus monodon (black tiger shrimp) is the source of this 1181-nucleotide messenger RNA. RefSeq names its product soma ferritin-like. Gene Ontology annotation, cellular component: cytoplasm. Bases 381 to 1046 code for a protein of 221 amino acids. Gene Ontology annotation, molecular function: ferrous iron binding; ferric iron binding. NCBI's taxonomy places the organism in Eukaryota, Metazoa, Arthropoda, Malacostraca, Decapoda, Penaeidae. The record is from RefSeq and is a predicted model, not a curated record. The transcript is spliced from 5 exons. Gene Ontology annotation, biological process: intracellular iron ion homeostasis; iron ion transport.